This is a messenger RNA of Alnus glutinosa, 1717 nucleotides long. RefSeq names its product L10-interacting MYB domain-containing protein. NCBI's taxonomy places the organism in Eukaryota, Viridiplantae, Streptophyta, Magnoliopsida, Fagales, Betulaceae. Bases 14 to 1621 code for a protein of 535 amino acids. The record is from RefSeq and is a predicted model, not a curated record. The transcript has 5 exons.
CUUAAAGUAGUUCAUGUCCCCGGAAAAUCUUCCGUCUCAGGCGUUUUUCUUUGUUUCACUCCCUGCUUUCGCGUUUGAGGAACGCUCAGGAACUGUCAUCACCUUUCUUCUCAAAGCUCGGCCCGUGCAAAGACGCGGUUCUUUUGAAUGCAGGAGUUCCAGUUGUAUCUAUGAACCCCACAUCGGAGAACAUAAAUACAGUCGUUUGCUAAGAAGAAUUGCAAUUGAAGAAAGUAUGUCUCACUUACCAACUGGAAAAGCCACAUGGACGCCUGCCUUCCACAAAAUAUUUCUUGAUCUAUGUAUUGAACAAACGUUAAAAGGGAAUAAGCCUGGGACGCAUUUUACUAAGGAGGGUUGGAGGAAUAUCGUCGAAUCAUUUUAUGAAAAGACUGGUUCUAGUUAUGAUAAGAAACAAAUGAAGAAUCACUGGUCAUUAACCAAGGAACAAUGGAAAGUGUGGGUUAAGCUAAUUGGUGAUAGUAGUAUGAAAUGGGAUCCAGAAACCAAGCUAUUGGGUGCUAGCAGGGAAGACUGGGCUAACUAUAUAAAGGCAAACCCAGAAGCUGCACAAUUUCGAUUCAAGGAACUCCAGUUUACUGACAAAUUGGAAAUUGUUUUUGAUGGAACAAUAAAUGCUGGAGACAUGAAAGCUUCGACUAGGCGUAAGAGGAAGAAUGGUAGUUUGACCUCCUCCCUUUUGCGCAGUAAAGAGCAAAGAAUAAUGUCACCGGAUACGAAGACUGAGCAUCUAUGUGAUGAUGAAACGAGAAGUGCUCUUAUGGUUCAGUCUACUCAGGGCGCAACAAUUGCAAGUGAACAAAGUAUGUCUAGCUCAUCCCCUCGAAAGGCAAAAGCCAUUUGGAUGCCUGACUCCCACAAAAUAUUCAUUGAUCUAUGUCUAGAACAGACAUUAAAGGGGAAUAAACCUGGAACACAUUUUACUAAGCAGGGUUGGAGGAGCAUUGUUGAAUCAUUUCAGAAAAAGACUGGUCUGGAUUAUGAGAGAUUACAACUAAAGAAUCAUUGGGAUAUUACUAAGGAACACUGGAAAGUCUGGUCUAAGCUAAUUGGCACUACUAGUAUGAAGUGGGAUCCAAACACCAAUAAUUUUGGUGCAAGUGAAGAAGAUUGGGCAAAUUAUUUACAGGCAAACCCAGAAGCUGCGCAAUUCCGCUUUAGGGAACUUGAGCUUGCUGACAAACUGGAGACCAUCUUUGAUGCAAUGACAAUUACUGGAGAGUCCGAACCUGCUAGUCAGCGUAGGAAGUAUAACGAUGCUUUGACAACAUAUUGGUUACAUAACAAAGAAUCAGUUGUACUGAAGCCAGAUGAGAAACCUGAGCCUCUCUGUGAUGCUGUUGAAUCAAGAGAUGCUGUAAUGAUUCAGAGAAGUGCUCAAAGAGUUCCAUCUACACAAGGCAAACUCAGUUACAGUAUUGGGGAGUGCAUCGACUGUCUUGAUGGGAUGGAGGAAGUAGAACAAGGAAGUGACCUCUACUUGUUUGCCUUGGACAUAUUCCUGAAGAAGGAAUACAGGGAAGUUUUUCUUCAACUUAAGAAACCUAGUGUAAGGAUUGCAUGGUUGCAGCGCUUACAAUCACUUGGUCCACCUUUGUAAGACGGUGCUUGUCAUGUAUCUAUUUCUCUUUUACUUUGGUACGGAUAAUAGGUAGUUUUUGGAUAUGACCAACAAUUAUAAAGUGGUUGUUCUGUA